AUGGAACUGAAAAUGAAAAUUUGGCCAAAUGCUUAUCAGCGCCUAUCUGCAAUUCAAUGGGCUAGGAUUGCGAUUCUUGUGUUAAAUAUUGGAUUCGCAACUCAAAGCCCCACUCAGCAAGUGAUGCGUCGAGAUCCACCACCGCCUGCCGGUCCUAAACCUGUAAUGGGUUGGAACUCUUUCUGGCCUAUUGGAUGUGGCAAACACGUAAAUCAGGGCGAUCUGCAAAAGCAAGCAGACUUACUGGCCCAGACGGGGCUUAACACUGCGGGAUACUCCACUUUCGUAGUCGAAUGUGCAUGGGAAGACUGGGCCAACAAAGAUGGUACACCAAACACCAAGAAAAGCACUUUCCACGAUGGGAUAGGGCCCUUUGUUGAUUAUUUGAAAUCUAAGGGCCUCAACCUGGGUUUUGGUACAUGGGCAGGAGGUCAGCUGUGCAAAAGAGAUCCCCACGAAAAAUUUCACGGCGGCGAUGUUCCAAAGAACCUCAAAGCGUACGUUGCGAAACUGGUUGAAUGGGGUGUGACCUACCUUUCGCAUAGGCCUUGCGACUUGGCAUCACCCGACAGGUUGCAGUAUCCAGACCAAGCCUCGCCAUUAAACGCUCGUUACGUUCAAAUGGAAGAUGCGAUACGUGAUGCUGGUGUUAAACUAUUCUAUGCCACCUCGCAAUGGGGAGCUUCUCCAGAGGCCUCAAACCAACUAAGAGCCAAUAGUUGGAGAAUAGCAGAUGAUACCCGAGAUAAUUGGAAUUCUUUCAUCAGGACUCUCAACGCAGCCGUGCCAUAUGCCCCGAAAACACGACCAGGAUCGUACAGCGACCUUGGAUUUCUGCAAUUGGGGGAAAAUAAGUUAAUUUCGCCUGAAAUGCUAACCCAGUUUGCUUUUUGGGCCGCAGCAAAAUCUCCCUUAAUUUUCUCUUCUGACCUGUCCAAGGUUCACCCAGACUUCAUUGAGGUACUUAAAAACCCCGGGGUAAUUGCGAUUAACCAAGACAAUCUAGGCAAAAGUAUUACCUUGAGGCGUCGAUACUCCGAUGAUAAAGAUGUAUGGAGCGGGCCCUUAAGUGAUGGUAGCACGGUUGCAGUUAUCGUCAACUGGGAAGAUCACACUUCACUCAAGCACAUUGAUCUCGCAGACAUGGGUUUCUCAUCUGCACACUUAUACGAUGUAUGGCAUGGGAAGGAUUUAGGACCUGUGAAUGGCACCUAUAGUUCUCAUGUUGGUGGGCAUGGAUGCUUGUUCCUAAAGCUAACUGAAACCAAGCCAGCUCCCAAAAUAAAUUUCAAGCGCUUCCCAGCUGAAACAGCUGACGUGAUGGGUUCAGCAAGGUUGAAAGACGUUACUCCUAAAAUCAAAGCGGUGUCUAGGAUUAGCCCGAAUGGGGGCGGUGGAGUUCGCUGGACCAUUCCUGACAUACAAACGAAGGGAGAUGUUCUAUUCAGCAUUGACUUUAUUAACGCUCAGCUCGCGACCGGAGACGAAGAUGAUUCAAAAUUGAAUUUUAAACGCACUGUCAUCACAGUUAAUGAUGAUAAGAAAGUUACUGUGGAUUUUCCGAUAUCAGGCCUACUUUGGGAAGAGGUCUACGAGGGCUUCCUUGUCUCCCUUCCUUUGACACCUGGUGACAAUAAAAUCUUGAUCGAAGGAGUCAAUGAAUGGGCUCCAGAUUUUGUCUGUUUGUCUGUGGAACAAAAGCCAGAGCAAGCCAGUUAACCCUUCACCUCUUCUGUUCCUGACACUGGGAACCACCCACCUUAUGAGUGUUAUUAGUUUUCACAGUCUGUAUAGUUUCUAUUUUUGGGGUACAAAUCAGGUUUUAGACCAUGCAACUCCCUUACUUUUUUCCUCACUUCUGAACAAUUUUUGCUUGAUUCAUUGUUGAAACUUAAGCUCUUGAGCACUUUAAACUUAUAUAGAACAAAAUGUAAGGGAGAG
Messenger RNA from Puccinia graminis f. sp. tritici CRL 75-36-700-3, 1941 nucleotides. RefSeq lists its product as uncharacterized. NCBI's taxonomy places the organism in Eukaryota, Fungi, Basidiomycota, Pucciniomycetes, Pucciniales, Pucciniaceae. The coding region runs from base 1 to 1719 and encodes 572 amino acids. The transcript has 14 exons. Gene Ontology annotation, molecular function: hydrolase activity, hydrolyzing O-glycosyl compounds. Gene Ontology annotation, biological process: carbohydrate metabolic process. The record is from RefSeq and is a predicted model, not a curated record.